UAAAUAAAUAUUUAUAUAUAUUGAUUCAAUUGACUUUUACUUGUUUCUUUAGGAAUUGUUAAUUGUAAACAGUUAUAGUAAGACUUAUACCAAUAUAACAUCACUAUUUACAAAUGUCUACUCCAUUCGGUAUUGAUUUAGGUACUUCCAAAUCAGUCAUUUCAGCUGCCAGAAAUGGUGGUAUUGAUGUCAUUGUUAAUGAAGUUUCCAACCGUGCUACUCCAUCUUUAGUUGGGUUUGGUCCAAAGAAUAGAUUAAUUGGAGAAAGUGCUAAGAAUAAACAAAUCUCCAAUGUUAAAAAUACCGUUGAUAACAUAAAGAGAAUUGUUGGAUUAGAUUUUGAUGAUGCUGAUUUAGAAAUUGAAAAGAAAUAUUUCACUGUUCCUUUAGUUAAAGAUGCCGCCACUGGGGGUGUUAGUGCUAAAGUCAGAUUAGGUGAUACUGCUCAUAAAGAAACUAAAGCCAAUCUUGAACAAGUUGCUCUUUCUGUUCCAUUAUGGUAUAAUGAAAAACAAAGACAUGCUGCUGCUGAUGCUUGUAGAAUUGCUGGUUUAACCCCAGUUCAAAUCGUCAAUGAAGUCACUGCUGCUGCUGUUGGUUAUGGUGUUUUCAAAGCUAAUGAAUUACCAGUUGAUGAACCAAAAAAAAUUGCUUUUAUUGAUAUUGGUCAUUCAUCUUAUCAAAUUUCUAUUGCUUCUGUUAAGAAAGGAGAAUUAAAAAUUUUAGGUUCUGCUUAUGAUAAACAUUUUGGUGGUAGAGAUUUCGAUUAUGCUAUUGCUGAACAUUUUGCUAAAGAAUUUAAAGAUAAAAAGAAGUUGGAUGUUCAUGAAAAUCCAAAAGCUUUUUACAGAGUUUUAGUUGCUUCUGAAAAAGUUAAGAAAGUUUUAUCAGCUAAUUCUCAAGCUCCAUUCAGUGUUGAAUCUCUUAUGGAAGAUGUUGAUUUCUCUUCUUCUUUAACCAGAGAAGAAUUAGAAGCUUAUGUUCAACCAUUAUUAAACAGAGUCAAUGUUCCAAUUGAAGCUGCUUUAAAAGAUGCUGGUUUAACUAUUGAAGAUAUUGAUUCCGUUGAAGUUAUUGGUGGUUGUACUAGAGUUCCAUCCUUAAAACAAAAAUUAACUGAUAUUUUCGGUAAACCAUUAUCUUUCACUUUAAAUCAAGAUGAAGCCAUUGCUAGAGGUAAUGCUUAUAUUUGUGCUGUUCAUUCUCCAACUGUUAGAGUUAGACCAUUCAAAUUCAGUGAUUAUAAUCAAGAUGCCGUUACUUUUAGUUGGGAUAAACAAUUAGAAGAUGAUGAAAAUGAAAUAGAUUUCCCAAGAGAUCAUAAAGUUCCAAAAGAAUUUACUAUUAAAUUCCAAGCUAAACAAGAUUUUGAAGCUUCUCUUAGAUAUACUGGAUCACCAAUUGAUUCUAAACCAAUUGCUAAAUGGCAAGUUAAAGGAGUUGUACCAAAAGAAGGUGAAUCUGAAAUUGAAGUUAAAUUAUAUGUUGGAGCCAAUGCUUCAGGAUGGUAUACUCUUGAUGCUGCUGAAACUAGAGAAGAUACUUUAGUUAAAGUUUUAGUUGAACAUGAAGAUGAAGAAGAUGCUGAACCAGAAUAUAAAGAAGAAAAGAAGAAUAAUAUUUAUGAAUUAAGAGGUAAAUUGGAAGAUCAAUAUAAAGAUUUUGCUUCUGAACAAGAAAAGGAAACUUUAACUGCUUUAUUGUUAAAGACUGAAGAUUGGUUAUAUGAUGAAGGUGAAGAUGCCAAGAAAGCUAAAUAUAUUGCUAAAUAUGAAGAAUUAGCUUCUAAAGGAACAAGAAAAGAAGAAGCCAAUAGACAAAAGCAAGAAGCUGCCAACACUGCUGCUCUUCAAGAAAGACUUGCUGCUUCAAGAGGUCAAAAACCAACUGAAGAAAAAGCUGCUGAACCAGAAGAUAUUGAAAUGGAUUAGAUUUUUCCAUUCCAAUAAUAAAAACUAUAUCAACCGUUUAUAGAAUUUGUGAUUGAUUUUUUUCCAAUAAUAUUCAUGGUCAUACCUGUAUGGGUGUGAUUAACGAACCAAAGUCAUGUUAGAUUAGGAUUUAAUAGUAAUAAUAUAUCUAUCUUGAUGAUAUUUACUUAUACAUAAUAUUAGCUUUCUCUCUAUAUAUUUUAAAUUUGUAUGUAUGUUUAAUUAUCUAUUUAUCAUUGUUGUUAUAA
Molecule: messenger RNA, 2179 nt
Organism: Scheffersomyces coipomensis
Lineage: Eukaryota; Fungi; Ascomycota; Pichiomycetes; Serinales; Debaryomycetaceae
Product: heat shock protein of HSP70 family
Exons: 4
Coding region: 114-1931 (605 amino acids)
Biological process (GO): protein folding
Cellular component (GO): cytosol; nucleus
Molecular function (GO): ATP-dependent protein folding chaperone; ATP binding
Source: RefSeq, a predicted model, not a curated record